Messenger RNA from Sitodiplosis mosellana (orange wheat blossom midge), 1746 nucleotides. Its product is annotated as probable serine hydrolase. Bases 151 to 1227 code for a protein of 358 amino acids. The transcript is spliced from 2 exons. The record is from RefSeq and is a predicted model, not a curated record. NCBI's taxonomy places the organism in Eukaryota, Metazoa, Arthropoda, Insecta, Diptera, Cecidomyiidae.
GGACUUUCAGUCAAUGAUUAGCAACACACACACACGAGGCGUAUCGAAUAUUUUUGCUGAAAAAUUUGUGUUUUUAACGUGAUUCCACAACCAAUUCAUCAAUAAAACGCCAUCAAUUCGAAUUUGAAGCGUUCACUUUAUUAAAGCAAUAUGAAUAAAUUGUUACCACUGAAAAAUUUGCAGAAACCAACAUUGUUGAGUCAUCCGAUACGGUCAUUAAGUACAUCAAGUUCCAAAUUCCAGUUGGCUGAAUCAAAGGUCGAUGAGAUUGAUUCCAAAAUGGCUGAAUUUGAAGUAGAAGAAAUACAACUGGACUUAACAUAUGGCCAAAUCGCCGGUAAAUGGUGGGGAUCAAAAGAGAAACGUCCGAUUUUAAUGGUGCAUGGUUGGCAAGACUCUGCUGGUUCAUUUGACGUGCUUAUACCUUUGUUACCUCGAGACUACAGUUACUUGGCGAUUGAUUUGCCCGGUCACGGUUUUUCAUCACAUUUGCCCAAAGGAUGUUACUAUCACACCAUUGACUUAGUUCCACUUCUGGAGGAAAUUCGUCUAAAAAUGAAAUGGGAUCGUUUAUCACUGAUAUCGCAUUCGAUGGGUGCGAUCGUUUCAUUUUUCUACGCUGCACUAUUCCCGGAACGCGUUGAUUUAGUGGUUGCUUUGGAUACGCUCAAAAUGCAACAUCACCAUCCAAAAUACACCGAACGAAUUUACACCUGGCGCACAAAACGAUUGAUCGAAUUGAUUGAGAAUUUCAAAGAGCAAGCACCAGAAUAUACAAACGAAGAAUUGAUUCGUCGAGUUCAUGAGGGUUCAAUGCGAUCUGUGGAUAUAGAUAAAACCAAAUACAUGAUUGACCGUGGCACACGGCCCUCACCAAAUGACCCUGAUAAAUUUUAUUUCACCCGUGAUAUUCGUGUCAAGUACAUGCAACCGUUUUACGUCGAACAAAGCAUUGGGCUGGAUUACAUAAAAAAAAUUCAAGCCGCUUACUUAUUCAUCAAAGCAGAGGACCGUGACUUUUCCGAACCAGAAAAACAUCUUCGCGAAGCGGUCGAUCUCUUUCGACGUGUCAACAAAAACUUUGAAAUGCUUCGAGUGAAGGGGACACACCAUGUUCAUUUGAAUCAACCGGAGUUGAUUGCGGGAAAAAUUUGCCAAUUCAUUAAGAGACAUCACAUUCAAGAAGAACAACCAAACAUUGAUGUUAGAUUAAAGAGUAAAUUGUAAAUUGGAUAAAUCGAAAAUACUAAUUCGGAAAAUUAAAAUGAAUCUUAUUCAAGUGAAUGAAUUUAUAGGAAAUUCGACGAAUCGGAUAGGGAUAGGGUACUCUAAGUACAAAUUCACAUUUGAACGGUGUUUUUUGGUAUAUUUAUUUGUUUUUUUUUGCUUUACCAAACUGCACAUUCCAAACUAUAAAUCACACAUAUUUGAACAUAUUAAUGGGAAAUUUGAAGCAAAUGCACAUUCUGAAGAAAAUAUUAAAAGUUAAACGUGCCUUUACACUCCACCGGAAAAAAUCUGAAAUACACAACUUUGGCACACAUUUUUUUACGAUUUUUGAUAAAGUAUUCAUAAAUAGUAUUGAACUCAACCAUCCAGAAUAAUAAUAAUGAGAUUUUUUUUUCUGUAUAUUCAUUUAUUAGAAUUUCUAAACGGUAACCAUUCUGAGCAAAUGGUUAUCAACACCAAUGUAUUGAAAUAAUUUUAAAUAAAGUUAUUCAUUUACAAGAUUUGUUUUCCCUGAUA